AUGGUUGAGUUAGAGAGGUAUGUAUUUAAAUUGACUAUCAGCAUUAUUGAAUAUCCGACCUCGUGCCAUGCCAACAUACCCAAUGAUGUGUGUAUCAUCAAGCUGUCAACGAAAACUCGACUUUCAGACCAGUUCUCAACUGCUCGCUCCAUCAUGAGAACCAAAGACUACGGUAACGAGGAGGUUUCUAGUGGUCUAAAAUCCACCAAGCGUUUCGAGAAAGCGUGCUUGAGAUUACGGAUAGACAUAUACAUGACAUGUCGACAAGAAUGUCACGCACAAUUGUCACACGUCCAACCUCAUUUCCCGCAGAUUUUCGACGAGAUGGAAGUAAUCAGAGGUUUCUGUGAGGAAAUUUGGUCAGACAGCGGAACUCGACAGCUCUUGACCAAUUCACCUCCGUGGGUCCCCAGCAGCUUCAGAAAUGGUUACUUCGCUGAGAGCGCGGUUCCAGAAUGA
Molecule: messenger RNA, 459 nt
Organism: Ramularia collo-cygni
Lineage: Eukaryota; Fungi; Ascomycota; Dothideomycetes; Mycosphaerellales; Mycosphaerellaceae
Exons: 1
Coding region: 1-459 (152 amino acids)
Source: RefSeq, a predicted model, not a curated record